This is a messenger RNA of Colletes gigas, 5520 nucleotides long. Its product is annotated as rho GTPase-activating protein 20-like. The record is from RefSeq and is a predicted model, not a curated record. The transcript is spliced from 12 exons. Bases 627 to 4244 code for a protein of 1205 amino acids. Gene Ontology annotation, molecular function: GTPase activator activity; guanyl-nucleotide exchange factor activity. NCBI's taxonomy places the organism in Eukaryota, Metazoa, Arthropoda, Insecta, Hymenoptera, Colletidae. Gene Ontology annotation, biological process: signal transduction.
CGGCUGCUCUCUUUUCCGUACCUCGUAGUACGUAUCUCGUUUUUCGAGCACACCGUCGAAUCCUUUGGUGUGUGGACGCGCGUUUUCUCUGUUGAACGGUGCGUCUGUGAGACUGGGAUGUACACGUACCGGUCGCCAGAGGGGGAUGCUCGCGGCGCGUGUGUGUGUGCCAGUGAGCCUCCAGCAUUCGAGCGAGUGUUUACAUCGUGCGUGUAACCUACCGAGGAGGGCAACCGUUGCUCGGGAACCAGUACUUACUACUUACGUUUUAGAACGCAUUCGAAAAACACGACACAUUGACAACCUAGUUCACGGAAAGUAGCGCCGAGCAGCAUCCCGGUCGACGCGACGGUUGAGCGUGAAAUUUUCGAAAAGCAACGCGAUCGAACGAAACGAGGAUGCGUUUGUCCGUUACGAUCGAACGAACGGACCCGCUUCGAGCGUAAAAAUGAGUCAUCGGAAGAUUCGUCGUUCGCCGGUACAGUUUUCCUCCGAUCGUCGUUCGAGAGUUUCGGUAAUUCGUCGAUGGACUGUUGUGCUAUAAUCGAGUAACCCGUGAACACGUGACACGUCUGCUUGCCGCCAUGGCCACGAGAAGAUAAGGAAGAACGAACGCAUCUGUGAGAAUGGAAUUUGCAGGUUAUAAAGGCAGCGGUCCCCGUGUUAGGGUGCGACGACGCGCGGAAUUAGGUAGACGGCUCACCAGGAGGCUAUCCCUGGUCGCGAAAAUGCCAGCUGCCAUUCUUAACAGAGCGAAUCCACCCGAGCCAAGGCCAGUGGAGAUCACGGCGAUCGCACCUGACAAGACGCAGCUCACCCUGUUUGGCGCGUCUCCCGGCGCUGUUUCGACGGUGGUUGCUCCCGUGCUUCUAAAAUAUCGAGUCUGCAGGCCCAGACUGUUGCUCGCCGGUUCCAGGGCCGAGGUCGAUCCAGCCGCUGACGUGGGACUCUUGCACGGCGAAGUUUUGCUCAUCGAGGACUCCGCCAGACAGUACGAUCCGAUCGGAGACAUGGAUCGCAGGUACAGAGCCACGGAGAAGCUCUUGCACGCGGAAGAAGAGUAUUACGAGGCUCUGUGUAGUGCCAAAGAAUUGUACGCGCGACCAUUAACACGAAACUACCCCAAAUUUCACGAUGUCAUUUUCCAACCGAUCGCGGAACUAUCGGUGGUUACUUUCGAACACUGCCAGAGGAUCCGCAGGGCACUGAAGAAUUGGGACGGCGGUACCUUCCAAUCGGGUGACUUAUUCCCCGGCUCGUUUUGGAACUCUUACUGGGAAUACUUGGAGAGUUACAGCGAGGCCAGGAGGACUCUGGACGAGUUGAGAGCAUCGGAGGACCCCCUACUGCACUUCCUUAGUCUUAGGCAAGCCGCGGCCAGGCAUUCCCCGUCCACGUUGCUUCUUCUACCGGUCCAGAGGCUGGCCGAGUACGAGAGGUAUCUGGGCCAGGAAGCGAGAAAUUUAGUGGAGAACGGAAACGGAACCGUCGGUAGCGGCGCCGUUCUCCAGCGCGGUCAGCUCGAGGGCGAUCUUCAUCGGAUCCAAGAACUGUUCCCUGGCGAUAAUCUUCGACUACACGAACGAGAUGUUCUCACCACGAAAAUGAAGAGUUUGAUCCGCAAGAGAAAUGGCGGGACCCCCGGACGACUGACCAGAGUGUUAUCGCAAAAGUCGUUGAACGUACCCAGCAAUUCACCAGCCCCUAAAUCUCCACCGAGGACUUUCCUUUUAGAAACUCCAGUACAAUUCACCACGGGCGUUCAGUCUCAGGAAAGACAUCUUUUCCUGUUCUCCGAUCUGUUGCUGAUAGCAAAGGCGCGAAGCGGGGGUAAUUUCAAGUUGAAACAAUCCGUGAGGAUGAGUGAACUCUGGCUGACGGCUGGUCACAUAGAGGACGUGGCCGAGACGAGCAAAUCUCAGGAAACCAGCUUUGUUCUCGGCUGGCCCACCACAAACGUCGUCGCCACUUUCAUGACUGCUGCAGCCAGGGAUCUCUGGUGGGGACGUCUGACCGAGCUGGUACGAGUGGAGAGUAUGAAGGAGCCACCGGAUACGAACAUUCAAGUCGUGUAUCACGACAGUGACACGAACGCGGAAUGCUGCAAGACGAUAAUGGUGGGAUCGAAAAUGACGGCAGCAGCCUGCGUAAAUCUGGCCACGCAUCUGCUGGACCUCCAGGGACCGUUUCAGCUGUGGGCCAGAACGUCCGCGGACGAGGCGCCUUAUCCUCUGAUAGGUCACGAAAGACCUUUCGCCGUGAAGCUCUCGAAUCUGCGGCAUACCUUGUCCGCGGACGAGGGUUUCGACUUGGAGCACUGCAACAAGAGCGGCCACGACACCUGCCACUUUAUCCUCCGGCCCGUGCCCAAGUCGCCGGUGAAAAAGAACAAAUCAAAGAUCACCGGAUUAUUGAGGAGAUCUCUGUCGCUGAAUCCGAGCUUGUUCGGCGUUAAUUUGUCCAGGCUCGACGAGAACGGACUCCCGAAGCCCGUGCUGGUGAUGCUGCAGCAGCUGUUUGCCAAAGGUCCGUUCACGCAAGGGAUCUUUCGAAAGUCGGCGAACGUCAGAAUUGUCCGCGAGUUGCGAGAUCAGAUCGAAUCCACGGGCGAUCCGAGUUGCCUCGAGGACGCGCCGAUCAUAGCGGUGGCAGCCUUGCUCAAAGAUUUCUUGCGGUUUUUACCGGAUCCUUUGCUAACCUCUCAUCUCUUUCCUCUCUGGAUGGAUAGCUUGGACACGCCAAAUCCUAUUCAAACUAUUAAAAAUAUUUUAGAUAAAUUGCCCAAAGCGAAUUACACUCUGUUGUCGCAUCUGAUAUGCGUCCUGCAUCACGUGGCGCGGCGGUCGAAACACAAUCUGAUGUGCGCCAGUAAUCUCGGUGUCUGUUGCGGGCCCAGCUUACUUUGGUCCCCGAAUCCUUCGGUAAAUCAGAGCAGGUCGAUUCCCACGCUGACGGAGAUGCUGAUCCGUCACUGCGAAGUUCUCUUCGGCGAGGGCGUCACGCAGCUCCUCGGGGAAGAGCGCAGCGACAGCGGAGCCGAAGAGAGUACCGAUAGCCUUCACUCAGGUGGGCUUUCCCUGGACAGCCUGGACCUGACGGAACCACCGCGAAAAGAUCACAUGUCUCUCUCGAGAGACUCUGGGUUAACCCUGUCAGAUUGUCAACUGUUCAUUCCAGAAUCGCCGGUGGGAUCCGAGGAUUCUGCCGUGAACGCCUCGUCGUCGAGUUUCGAUAAGUCUCUCGGCAAGGAGGACAAGUCCAGCAACAAAUCGUACACCCGCGUAUACGGUGGAUGGGAGGAUAGAAUAAACGGCUAUACCGCGAACAAUCAUCACUCGAGCGGCAUGGAGCACGGCGGUUUUAGAGAGGAGAAGAGCAGCAUCGGUUAUCCGAAUCCGAAUUUUCAAAGGCAGGACUGGCUGAGAGCUCAGUUAAAGAGAACACCGCGAACGAAGCUCGACGAGCACGACCACCACCGCAAGGAGAGGUUCGACGAGAAGGACAUAUACGGCAGGGAGUAUCUUCGGCAAGAUUCGAUGAAGGAGAACGUGGAGAACUGCAAGGACAUUUACAGAACGUCGCAGUUGGAUAUAACGCACGACCUCAGAUCGGAGUACGAAAGAUCGUCGCAGCAGGAGAUCUGCACGGAGCGAGUCUCGGUCCACAAUUCGGAGCAGGAUUUGUCAGAGGACGCGUCGUUGUCCGGCGACAGAUACGAGUUCAAGAAGGAUCGGUUCAACGAGUUCAAGAAGGUAAAGUCGGAACUGUACGUGAAUCGCGACUCGCCCGUUUCGCAGAACGGUAGCUACCAUUCGAGCAGCGAUCUCUACGAGUUCAAGAAGGUGAAGAGCGAGAUAUACGAGAACAAAGAGAGCACGCGUACCGAGAGAUACGAAUCCGAGAGCAACAUAUACGGAAACAGGGAGAGACGAAGCGAGAUAUACGAGUCGAGGGAAAGAAACGAUCUGUACUCGUUCAAGCAAGCCGAGGCGAUCGAUUUGUACGGCGACGAGGACGAGGAGGAGGAGAGAACGUGGCCGGACACGCCGCCGCCUUUACCGCCGAGACUGAGGCAUCUGCCGCCGGUGCACAUGAAUCUGGAGGACAGGCACAAAGUGGCCGGAAGGUCGAGGUCGCUUCCGCCGCCGCCUCCUUAUCGGCCGCCGCCUCAACCCCGUGCCUCGGUUACCGCGAGACAUUUGGGUUACGGGAGAUCCGUCGUCGACGACGAGAGCUACGUUUGAGACGAGGAGAGCCAGAGACGCUGCCCGUUUGCGCGCACUUACGACAGAAUCAAAGUGCCGGGAGUCGCUGGCCGAGACCACGGAUAUACGCGUUACUCGGUGUAAACGUGAUCUCGUUAUGACAGAAACUAGUCCAAACUGGAACGCACGUACGAUAUUUCGAGACGGCAGGCGAUCUAAUCAACGUUGUCAUAGAACGAACAGGGAAGGGUUGUUUCGUUGAUCUAACAAAAUUGGUACGGUGGAUGGAGAGAUCGUACACAAAGGCGUCACGCCGUAUCACGCCGAAACAAAGUCAAUAACCGUGCGCUAUCGAUUCUUGACGAUUCUUAGCGAUAUUACUACUGUGUUACGCAGUGAUUCAGGGUGCUUCCACGAGCCUUAACCGUAAGGUUUCUUUCUUAAUUAGACGUUCGUUAUAAAGAUGUUAUAUUAGUAAGUAUAGACUGUAGCGGACAAGACUUGCGUCGAGAUGAUAUUAUUCGUAAUUAUACGCGAAUCGAAAUAGUUGUAAAAAAUAUAUAUACACGUGUGUGUACAAGCAAAUGUAUCGAACCGUGUGUGUCGUUGUUGAAAGGAUAAACAAGCGUUUCCUGCCCUUUAAAGUCUUGGAAAACUUUUAGAUUCGUGGAACGUACGCCGCUAAAAUGAAAUAUAAAUUUUUAUCGCAGCAUCGAGAGAGGAGAUACUCGUUUUCCAUUCGAUCAUCUUUAAAUACGUUCGUGUAGCCGAUACGCACACCUUAAAAAUGUUUCGUGAGUUCUAGAUUGUUCGUGUACUCGUUUUGAACCAACGAAACAGCACCAACUUAUCACCGUGUCGCGUUUUAUCGGGUUUUCUCUUGCAAUAUAUGUACAUUCGCGUCUUACUCGCUCUUUUUAAUCUUCUCUUACCCGAAAUUGAUUUACCCGGGGAAUGAACAUGACAAUUCAUAACUCUUUUCUCUCUCUCUUUGUGUGUGUACGCGUGUGUGCGUGCGUAAUUGUGUGCGUGUAAGAGAAAAUUGUAAUUAUCACUCUUCGUUUCAUCCUUUUCUUUUUAAAAAAUUUAGAUCGUGCAAAUCGUAGAGUGCUUCGUACUGCAUUUGCAAGCGCGAUUAUCUUAAGGCAAUAAGAUAUACACCAGAAGUUGUCGGAAGCAUUUUAAUCACAUCCAAACAUUUUUCGUUCUUUGUAAAUAUACUUAUUUGUAAAACUUGUAAUCUUUUAUAUCGCUAAAUGUAUUACACGAUACACGCUCUAUGCAACGCCUGUAAGGUAUGUAUACUUUAUCUAAA